UGUUUUAUUCCCAAAUAAAUAAGAUUUUGGUAGAUUCUCGUGUUCAUCAAAAUUUCCCCCAAUUAUCUUAGGGUUCUUCUAGGUUUCCCGCGACAAUAUGGAAGCUGAAGGUCAAAAGACUGCCACAAAUCCGUCCGCAAUGCUCGCUGGUCUUCUAACCAGGAGAGCCAAACUCCACGACGAGCUUCGGACUAUCGAGAAGCAGGUCUAUGACAUGGAGACUAAUUACCUACAGGAUCCAAGCCAAUGUGGGAAUGUAUUGAAAGGUUUUGAAGGAUUCCUGUCUGCAUCUAAGAAUUCUGCUCUUUUGAAGCGGUCUAGGAAAUUUCAGCUUGACGAUAGGCUCUUCUCGUUGUCUUCAGUUACCUCCCCUGCUGCUGAAGAGCUUGCAGCUGGACGAGAUGAUGGGAGAUCCGACUUGGGUCCUGGCAGAUCUAAAGGUGGAGGCAUAUAUUCCAAUGGACAGUUAGGAAACCAAAAAAGGGAAGACCAACCCCGAGGGAUGCAAAGAGAAUGCGACAUUCAAGCGAGCAAGAUUUCGACUAUGACGAUGAUCCGGACUUGACAUUGUGAAUGCUGUAAAUCGAGCCUCUGAUGGUGUCUUUGUCAUCAUCUACAGAGGUGAAAAACGAGCUCUCCGACUCCUCUUGUUCACCAAGUAACCAACCCGUCCUCACCGAGGCCAACGGAGGGAGGUAUAGCUAUUUAUAUCUGUGUUUGGCCACACUUGUUAGAUGGUUUUAUAUUAUAAAUGAAGUGAAUAGAGUUCAAGUCGAUAACAUGAAGUACUACUAAUGUUUGAUGAUUGGAACUAUGCUGCUUUGCCUAUGGAGUAUUGCUAAACAAAAUGUUAAAUUGUCCAUUUGGUCCA
Cucurbita maxima (winter squash) is the source of this 871-nucleotide messenger RNA. Its product is annotated as chromatin modification-related protein MEAF6-like. Lineage: Eukaryota; Viridiplantae; Streptophyta; Magnoliopsida; Cucurbitales; Cucurbitaceae. The coding region runs from base 98 to 565 and encodes 155 amino acids. Gene Ontology annotation, cellular component: histone acetyltransferase complex. The record is from RefSeq and is a predicted model, not a curated record. The transcript is spliced from 7 exons.